Dictyostelium purpureum is the source of this 210-nucleotide messenger RNA. RefSeq lists its product as uncharacterized. NCBI's taxonomy places the organism in Eukaryota, Evosea, Eumycetozoa, Dictyosteliales, Dictyosteliaceae. The coding region runs from base 1 to 210 and encodes 69 amino acids. The transcript is spliced from 2 exons. The record is from RefSeq and is a predicted model, not a curated record.
AUGUAUCGAGAUAGUUCAAGUGGUUCAAGCAAUUUAAGUAGUGGUUCAAAUGGUGGUCCCAAUAAUGUUUCAAGUAAUCAUAAAUCAAAUGUGGUUGGUUCAAGUAGUAGUUCAAAUGGUGUUUCAAAUAGUAAUUUAGAUGGUGAAGCAAGUACAGUUUCAAGUGGUGUUAUAUCUAUUAGUGAUUCAUGUGGUACUUCAAAUGUUUAA